AUGGGCUCUUCUCAGAAAGACUGGAAUUCUCAUGAUGAAUUCUUCAAAUUCACGCGUGGCCGCUUUAUUGUGGAUGAGGCAGAGAACCUUCGAAAGCGAGAGAUCAGGUUCGAUAUGAAUAGGCUCGCACGAGUCGCAGCAGACUCUGUGGGCGCCUCUCGAUGCGUUUCCAUCAAGAAGUACCCCGACGGCAUGUUCAACAAAGCAUUUUUUAUGUCUAUGGAUGAUGGCCGAGAAGUCAUAGCCAAGGUGCCUAACCCGAAUGCUGGCGUCCCACACUUUACCACGGCUAGUGAGGUCGCUACUAUGGACUUUGCCAGAAAAGUGCUUGAGACGCCGGCUCCGCGUGUACACUCGUGGAACUCGCAAGCAGGAUCGCAUCCUGUUGGCGCUGAAUUUAUUAUCAUGGAUAAAAUUGAGGGCAUUCCGCUGUCCCAAGUCUGGGAUACCUUAAAGCUGCCCCAGAAGCUUCAAAUACUUCUUACCAUGACACGUCUCCAGAAACAAUGGCUGAGCGUUUCAUUCUCGCAUUACGGUAGCUUAUACUACACAGAAGACCUACAGCAACAACCAGCAGACAGCUACUAUAUCAAAGAUGGCAAGGCUAUCAGAGAUUCGGGUUUUGUUAUUGGCCCCGCUACAGGCCGGGAUUGGUUUGAUGCAGGCCGAUUAACUUUGGAUAUCAAGAAAGGGCCAUGGACUUCUCUUACACAAUAUCUAGAAGAAGUCGGAACGCGAGAGACAAAGGCUAUCCAGUCUUUAAAACCGCCAAAACAGAUUGUCUUAUUUUAUGGCCCAAAACUCUACAGACCAGACAAGGAAAAGAAACUUACUGCUCUAGCAUGGUAUCAACAAAUCGUCGAUGUCCUUAUUCCAAAAGACUCUACUAUCACCAGGCCCUAUCUCUGGCACAACGAUUUACACGAUGAUAACAUCUUUGUAGACCCGCAUAAUCCCGAAAAGAUUACGGGCAUCAUCGACUGGCAAUCUUGCCAUAUUUCGCCCCUUUUCAACCACAAUCCCGAUCCAGCCUUCCUCAACUGGGAUGGCCUUGAGCCUGAGAUCCUCGAUUUGGCGCCACGGCCGAAUCUCUCAGGUCUUUCCGCAAAAGAACGAUCUGCCGCUGUGCAGGAAUAUGCUAUUCGAAACGUGUUUAUUGCAUGGCGGAAACUCAUGCGUACAAAAAACCCCGAUCUAUAUCGAGUAGUCGAGUUCCGAAAGAUGGCAGCCUAUGGCCUGAUAUUUCUUGCCCACCGAAUGUUCGAAUACGGUGAGGCGCAUUUCCAAUCGCUUCUGGUCGAUCUGAAGGACACGUGGACGGAUUUGAACAGCAAUAUCCCAUUCCCGUUUGACUUUUCGGGAGAAGAUCUCGAGCGUAUUAAACUGGAUAGUGAUGGUGCAGUGGCAGGGGCUGAGCUUGUCACGGAGAUCAAGGAGAGAAUGGGCGAUUUGUGGCCAGACAAAGGUUUCAUCGAGCAUGAACGAUACGAUGAUUGCAAAGCUGCGCUCCACGAAGUCAAGGGUCAGCUGUUGGAGCAACUUGCUGAGACUGACGAGGAAAAGGCCGAGUACGAGCGUUAUUGGCCGUUCGAAUGA
Messenger RNA from Penicillium chermesinum, 1596 nucleotides. Its product is annotated as phosphotransferase family protein. NCBI's taxonomy places the organism in Eukaryota, Fungi, Ascomycota, Eurotiomycetes, Eurotiales, Aspergillaceae. The coding region runs from base 1 to 1596 and encodes 531 amino acids. Gene Ontology annotation, cellular component: mitochondrion. The record is from RefSeq and is a predicted model, not a curated record. The transcript is spliced from 4 exons.